UGCAAUGUGACACAGCCGAAAAAAAAGUCCACAUUGGUUUUUGUCAGCGUGUGCAUUAGUUUAGCGGAGCAGAAACUCCACAGAUUGCAGACAGCCUGGAACGUAGUGAGAAGUAUGAUCCUGGCACUGUCUUGAAACAACCAAGGGAGGUGUCACAGAGAGCCCAGGAGAGGUAGGAGGAACUGCAGGACCUGAGGCUGUGGAGUCACUGACGGUGGGUACUGACAAGAGGAGAGGACAACCGUCAGCUGCUGGAGCCUUAGCCAUUGCCUGCCCUGUGGCCAAUCCCACUGAGGGGACGGCCGCGGAGAUCAGUCUGCGCGUCGCAUUUUACUUAAUCCCCCUCUGUCUCAGCACGUCUCUGCGAAGGAACCAUGGGCACCGUCCGGAGCAAGGAGAAGUGGGACUGCACGAGGUAUCUCAACGGGACUAGGACACUCCCCCCUGCCGAGGGAAAGGCCGGUGGAGAGAGAGAAGAUCUCGCUCCAUCCCCGUUGAGCAGUAAAGUGACAGGAAGGACCGAGGGGGACCAGCCGCAGGGGAAAAUGAGAUGGGCUGUGCUGCCCAGCAGCCUACCGGGAUACCCUCACUGCGGAACCAUCAAGAUCGACUACACCUUCACAGAUGGGAUACAGAUGGAAAGGAACCCAAAUCCAGGGAAACCCUUUUGCGGAAUCGGUGCGGUGGCCUAUUUACCUGAUGACAGCGAGGGGAACCAGGUUUUGAGGCUGCUGGAGAGGGCCUUCGAGCAGAAGCUGUUGUUUACGGUGGACAGCGACGGAAGCGGGGCGGAGAUCGUGGCGUGGGCCGACGUCUCUCACAAAACGCUUGCUUCAGGGGGCCCCGAAAGCAUUAGCUACCCAGACCCGGACUAUCUGAAGGACGUGAAGAGGGUCCUUAAAGCCAAAGGCAUUGAAUGAAGCAUCCCUGGGACGGAAGGACAGACAGAUGUCCUUUUAACACACUGGAACAAAAGAACAGAGACCCAUUCCAAAGACGCUCUGCAGUAUACUGCAUGUUUUUUUUUUUCCUGUGAUGGCGCCAGGUGGAGGAAAGAGUCGUGCAGGCAGCAUACUGUGCUCUUAGCCGUUACACCUGGGGUGGCCUAUGGUUUGGGUCGCGGUACUAUCGCUGCUGGAGAUUAAAAGCAGAUCUUUUCUGAUCUCCCCUGAAGGUGGGGAUCCAGAGAUAAGAUUGUGAAGGGAUCUCUCUGCUUCUUCCUGUAGGCUCUCAGUUCUAAUGAAUGAUACUCUUCUCCUCUCAGCAUGUCUGCCUUACAUCUCACUGUCUUUCAUUGUGUAUGGAGAUUUUUUGGGCUUGAGCUAGAGAACAAGGAACCAGUUUCAAAGGUGAAACCAGUCUAUUGUGAUCCUUGUUCAUAUGCUGUAUAAAUGUAUUUUAAAAAUGUUUGUGUUCAAAUCACUCAGAUUUAAGGGAGAGGAAAUGUCGCACAGAAUAAAUGAAAGAAAAUGAAAGUGGAGUAUAAACCUCUACCUUGCUGUGCGUGAGUAAAGCUGAUAGCAUUGCAUUGAGGUUACAUUAUUUCAAGACCACGUAUGUGUACACACUGUGUGUUGACAGUUAAAACCUUCACACUGGAGCUGAGGAGUAACAUUCAACUGUUCAUGAUUUUCUUAAGCAUUACUUUCUAUUUCUUUUUUUUUUACCUGUAGAUACGUAAACAGUAAGAAAUGACUCAUGAAAUUCUGUG
Megalops cyprinoides (Indo-Pacific tarpon) is the source of this 1711-nucleotide messenger RNA. RefSeq names its product deltex E3 ubiquitin ligase 3L1 (gene dtx3la). The record is from RefSeq and is a predicted model, not a curated record. NCBI's taxonomy places the organism in Eukaryota, Metazoa, Chordata, Actinopteri, Elopiformes, Megalopidae. The coding region runs from base 375 to 920 and encodes 181 amino acids. Gene Ontology annotation, biological process: Notch signaling pathway; protein ubiquitination. The transcript is spliced from 5 exons.